This is a messenger RNA of Elephantulus edwardii (Cape elephant shrew), 5620 nucleotides long. It is a transcript of the gene LTBP2, whose product is annotated as latent transforming growth factor beta binding protein 2. Gene Ontology annotation, molecular function: calcium ion binding. The record is from RefSeq and is a predicted model, not a curated record. NCBI's taxonomy places the organism in Eukaryota, Metazoa, Chordata, Mammalia, Macroscelidea, Macroscelididae.
CGGGCCGUCUGGCAGAGUCCUGAGCGCAGCCCGCGGUCAACUAGAGCCGCCAACUCCAAGUCCCCGCGAGGCUCCCCGCGCGCACGGCUCCCCCGCAGCCCCCAGCGCCAUGAGGCCACCGCCCGCCGCCUGCUACCCGGGGUUCGUCCCGCAGAACUCCUGGAGGGGCUUGUUGUCGCUCCUCCUGGUCCUCUUUGUGGGCAUGGGUCGUGCCCAGAGGGACCCCGCGGGGAGAUACGAGCUGGCCGGCAGAGACGCGGAUCGGCUGAGGCGCCCCGGGGGCAGCCACCCCGGAGCGGCUGCGGCGAAGGUGUACAGUCUGUUCCGGGACCAGGACGCAGCGGUUCCGGGCUUGCUGCCCGCCGAACGCGCCCAGCCGAGCUGGGGGAGCCCCAGGAAGGCCGGCGAGGCAGAGGCGGGGAGGCCGCGCCGAGUCCAGUCACCUGCGCAGCCGCGGAGAAGUAGACCCCCGGGCCAGCAGCAGUCGGCAACCCGGCCCCGGGCCGCCCCCGCUCUACCGCGUUCUCGGACCCCGCAGCGGCCCGGGGCUGCGCCCCCAACCCCGCCUCGAGGGCGGCUCACGGGAAGGAACGUCUGCGGGGGACAGUGCUGCCCAGGAUGGACGACGGCGAACAGCACCAACCACUGUAUCAAACCUGUGUGCCAGCCGCCCUGCCAGAACAGGGGCUCCUGCAGCCGACCCCAGCUCUGCGUGUGCCGCUCAGGCUUCCGCGGAGCCCGCUGCGAGGAGGUCAUUCCAGAGGAGGAAUUCGACCCCCAGAACUCCAGGCCAGCACCCCGACGCUCAGCUGAGGGUUCUUCCAACCUGCGCAGGAGCAGUGCGGCCAGGGAAGACACUGUGGCCACAAGCCGGCCAUUGACACCACAGCUGUCACUGGCCAGGACCCUGAGUGGGCUCAGCCAGACUCGACAUGUCCAGCAGCAGGUGGGGCUCUCCCGGACUGUUCGGCGUUAUCCAACCGCCGCUGCCAGCAGCCAGCUGACUUCCAAUGUCCUGCCUGCAGGAGCAGGCCCUGACCAGAGGCAUGGCACCCACCAGGCAGCAUAUGUGGGCCACCUCUCAACCCCUUGGGGGCUGAACCUCACGGAGAAAAUCAAGAAGAUCAAGAUAGUCUUCACGCCCACCAUCUGCAAGCAGACCUGUGCCCGAGGGCACUGUGCCAACAGCUGUGAGAGAGGCAACACCACCACCCUGUACAGCCAGGCUGGCCAGGAGCAUGACCCCAACUCUGGCUUCCGCAUCUAUUUCUGCCAGAUCCCCUGCCUGAACGGAGGCCGCUGCAUCGGCAGGGAUGUGUGCUGGUGCCCCACCAACUCCACCGGGAAGUUCUGCCACCUGCCUGCCCCGCAGCUGAACAAGAAGCCUCCAGAGGCCUUCCUGUUGGAAGCCCCCCUGAAGCAGUCGACCUUCACCUUGCCUCUCUCUAACCAGCUCGCCUCGGUGAACCCCUCCUUGGUGAAGGUGCACAUCCGCCACCCGCCUGAGGCCUCUGUGCAGAUCCACCAGGUGGCCCGUGUGCGGGGCGAGGCUGAGGAGGCCCAGGAGGAGAACAGCGUGGAGACCAGACCCUCGGGCCAGCGCCCCUCCAAUGCUGGCCACAACCACUGGGACAGCAACAGCAUCCCCACCCGCUCUGGAGAACCCCUUCAGCCACUGCCUGCUGCAGUGCCCAGGCCUCGAGGACUGCUCGGCCGUUGUUACCUGAGCAAGGUGAACGGACAGUGUGACAACCCCCUGCUGGAGCUGACAGCCCAAGAGGAUUGUUGUGGCAGCGUGGGAGCCUUCUGGGGGGUGACGUCGUGUGCCCCGUGCCCACCCAGACCAGCCUCUCCCGUGAUUGUCAAUGGCCAGGUGGAAUGUCCACUCGGCUACAGGAGACUGAACCUCACUCACUGCCAAGAUAUCAACGAGUGCUUGAUUCUGGGCCUCUGCAAGGACUCGGAGUGUGUGAACACCAAGGGCAGCUACCUCUGCACCUGUAGACCAGGCCUCAUGCUGGAUCCAUCGCGGAGCCGCUGUGUGUCGGACAAGGCCAUCUCCAUGCAGCAGGGACUAUGCUACCGGUCACUGGGGCCUCGAACCUGCACCUUGCCUUUGGCCCAGCGGAUCACCAAACAGAUAUGCUGCUGCAGCCGUGUGGGCAAAGCAUGGGGCACUAAGUGUGAGAAGUGUCCCCUGCCUGGCACAGAGGCCUUCCGGGAAAUCUGCCCAGCAGGCCAUGGCUACACCUACUCAAGCUCGGACAUCCGCCUGUCCAUGCGGAAAGCCGAGAAGGAGGAACUAGGCAGGCCCUCCCGGGAGCAAGGGCCAGAGAGCAACGGGACCCUACCCUGGCCAGCCGAGAGACAGCCACUCCGAGCGGCCACUGCCACCUGGCUUGAGCCUGAAACUAUCCCUGACAAGGGUGACUCUCAGGUGAACCAGGUCACGACCGAUGUCACCCACACACCCAUCAGGGUCCCAGGAGGCCUCCUUGGAAGACUGACGCCACCACCACCCAGACAGGCAAUUGCUGAGACCUGGGAAGACGAGCAAGUGCCCUCCCCGACCAACGUCCUGGCCACCCUGGGCCCCCCAGACAUCGAUAACUGUGCUGCAGGAGCCACUAACAUCUGUGGGCCUGGAACUUGCGUGAACCUCCCAGAUGGAUACAGUUGUGUCUGUAGCCCUGGUUACCGGCUCCACUCCAGCCAGGCCUACUGUACAGAUGACAACGAGUGUUCGAGGGACGCCUGUGCAGGAAAAGGGCUUUGUGUCAACAGCGUGGGCUCCUACUCCUGUUUUUGCUACCGUGGCUAUGUGCUGACCACCUCAGGGACCAUGCAGGAGUGCCAAGAUAUAGACGAGUGUGAGCAGCCAGAGGUGUGCACCAGGGGGCGGUGCACCAAUACUGAGGGUUCUUACCACUGUGAGUGUGACCAAGGCUACAUCAUGGUGAGGAAGGGACACUGCCAAGAUAUCAAUGAAUGUCGUCACCCUGGCACCUGCCCCGAUGGGAGAUGCGUCAACUCCCCCGGCUCCUACACUUGUCUGGCCUGUGAGGAGGGCUACAGGGGCCAGAACGGGGCCUGCGUAGAUGUGAAUGAAUGUCUGACCCCUGGGGUCUGUGCCCAUGGGAGGUGCAUCAACCUGGACGGCACCUACAGAUGCUCUUGUGAAGAGGGUUACGAAGUCACCUCAGACGGGAAGAGCUGUGAAGAUGUUGACGAGUGUGCCAGCCGGGCCGCCUGCCCUGCCGGGCUCUGUGUCAACACCGAGGGCUCCUUUACCUGCUCAGCCUGUGACAGCGGAUACUGGGUGAAUGAAGCAGGCACGGCUUGUGAAGACCUGGACGAGUGUGCCUUCCCGGGGGUCUGCCCCUCAGGAGUCUGCACCAACACGGUGGGCUCCUUCCUCUGUAAGGACUGUGAUGAAGGCUACCAGCCCAGCCCCCUGGGCCAUACCUGUGAAGACAUCGAUGAAUGUGAAGACCCCCAGAGCAGCUGCCUGGGAGGCGAGUGCAAGAACGUGCCUGGCUCCUACCAGUGCCUCUGCCCCCUUGGCUUCCAGCUGGCCAAUGGCACCAUCUGUGAGGACGUAAACGAGUGUGUGGGAGAAGAGUACUGCUCACCGCAUGGCGAGUGCCUCAACAGCCACGGGUCCUUCUUCUGUCUCUGUGCCCCCGGCUUUGUCAGCGCCCUGGGGGACACCAGCUGCCAGGAUGUGGACGAGUGCGCAGCAACAGACCAGUGUCCGGGAGGGCACUGUGUCAACACUGAGGGCUCCUUCAACUGUCUGUGUGACACUGGCUUCCAGCCCUCCCUGGAGAGUGGAGAAUGUGUGGAUGUUGAUGAGUGUGCGGGCUAUGACGACUCCGUGUGUGGACCCUGGAGGUGUGAGAACAGCCCUGGCUCCUUCCGCUGUGUGGUGGGCUGCCAGCCUGGCUUCCACAUGACCCCGAGUGGGGACUGCAUCGACAUAGACGAAUGUGCCAAUGACACCAUGUGUGGGAGCCAUGGCUUCUGCGACAACUCUGAAGGCUCUUUCCGCUGUCUCUGUGAUCAGGGCUUCGAGACUUCACCAUCAGGCUGGGACUGUGUUGACGUGAAUGAGUGCGAGCUGAUGCUGGCCGUGUGCGGGGCUGCGCUCUGUGAGAACGUGGAGGGUUCCUUUCUGUGCCUGUGUGCCAGUGACAUGGAGGAAUAUGAUGCUCAGGAGGGGCGCUGCCGCCCGCGGGCGGCUGGAGGUCAGGGUGUCCCCGAGGCCCCAACAGUGGACCACCCUUCAGGCCCCAUUCGAAUGGAAUGCUACUCUGGGCUGAAUGGCCAGCCACCCUGCUCCAGCGUCCUGGGCCGGAACACCACUCAGGCCGAGUGUUGCUGCACAUGGGGCACCAGCUGGGGAGACGCCUGUGAAUUGUGCCCACCCGAGGACUCAGUGGAAUUCAUUGAGAUCUGCCCCAGUGGCAGGGGCUACAUCCCCGUGGAAGGCACCUGGAUGUUUGGACAGACCACCUACACAGACGCUGAUGAGUGUGUGAUGUUCGGGCCGGAUCUCUGCAGGAAUGGCCAGUGCCUCAACACAGUGCCCAGCUACAUCUGCCUGUGUGAUCCUGGCUACCACUAUGAUGCCGCCAGCAAGAAGUGUGAGGAUCACAAUGAGUGUCAGGCCAUGGUCUGUGAGAACGGCGAGUGUGUGAACACAGAGGGCUCCUUCCACUGCUUCUGCAGUCCACCCCUCGUCCUGGACCUCAGCCAGCAGCGCUGCGUGAAUGGCACCAGCGACGAGGAUGACCUCCCUGACCAUGAUAUCCACACGGACAUCUGCUGGAAGAAAGUCACCAACUAUGUGUGCAGCCAGCCCUUGCGUGGGCGCCGCACCACCUACACAGAAUGCUGCUGCCAGGAUGGGGAAGCCUGGAGCCAGCAGUGCGCCCUGUGUCCCCCCAGGAGCUCUGAGGUCUAUGCUCAGCUGUGCAAUGUGGCCCGCAUCGAGGCAGAGCGGGAGGCUGGAGUCCACUUCCGCCCAGGUUAUGAAUAUGGCCCUGGCCCAGAUGACCUUCACUACGGCCUCUAUGGCCCUGAUGGAGCCCCCUUCUAUAACUACUUGGGCCCUGAGGACAGCCUCCCUGAACCAGCCUUCCCUGACAUGGCCAGCCACCUAGGGGACCACACACUUGCCUUUGAAUCACCCCUACAGCCUCCAGAAGCCCAGCCCCGCUACGUGGCCAGCCUGCCAGGUCCGUAUUGCUGUAAAAGAGGAGAGGAGGGCAGGGAGGAUGUUUCACUUCCUUCUGUUACAUCAUGUUGCCAGCAGGCUGAGGACUACCAGGCUGGCUUUGAAGGGCUCCGGGCAGAGGAGUGCGGCAUCCUGAACGGCUGUGAGAAUGGGCGCUGUGUGCGCGUGCAGGAGGGCUACACCUGCGACUGCUUCGAGGGCUUCCAGCUGGACAUGGCCCACAUGGCCUGUGUGGAUGUCAAUGAAUGUGAGGAUUUGAAUGGCCCUGCUGCUCUGUGUGCCCAUGGCCACUGCGAGAACAUAGAAGGCUCCUACCGCUGCCACUGCUCCCCAGGCUAUGUGGCCAAGGAAGACCCCCCACACUGUGCUGCCAGGGAGUAG